GCUGGGACCGCAGUGGCGGUGAAGAUGGCAUCUACCAGCCGCUUGGAUGCUCUUCCAAGAGUCAUGUGUCCAAACCAUCCAGAUGCAAUUUUAGUGGAGGAUUACAGAGCUGGUGAUAUGAUCUGUCCAGAAUGUGGCCUCGUUGUAGGUAACCGGGUCAUCGAUGUGGGGUCUGAAUGGAGAACUUUCAGCAAUGAUAAUGCAACAAAAGAUCCAUCCCGAGUUGGAGACUCUCAGAAUCCUCUUCUGAGUGAUGGAGAUUUGUCUACUAUGAUUGGCAAGGGUACAGGAGCUGCAAGUUUUGAUGAAUUUGGCAAUUCUAAGUACCAAAAUCGGAGAACAAUGAGCAGUUCUGAUCGUGCAAUGAUGAAUGCUUUCAAAGAAAUCACUACUAUGGCAGACAGAAUCAACCUCCUUCGGAAUAUAGUUGAUCGAACAAAUAAUUUAUUCAAGCAAGUGUAUGAACAGAAGAGCCUGAAGGGCAGAGCUAAUGAUGCUAUAGCCUCCGCUUGUCUCUAUAUCGCCUGUAGACAAGAAGGGGUUCCUAGGACAUUUAAAGAAAUAUGCGCUGUGUCACGAAUUUCUAAGAAAGAAAUUGGUAGAUUUUUUAAACUUAUUUUGAAGGCUUUAGAGACCAGCGUGGAUUUGAUUACAACUGGGGACUUCAUGUCCAGGUUUUGUUCCAACCUUUGUCUCCCUAAACAAGCGCAGAUGGCAGCUACACAUAUAGCCCAUAAAGUUGUGGGACUGGACUUGGUUCCUGAAAGGAGCCUGAUUUCUGUGGUGGCAGCAGCCAUUUACAUGGCUUCACAAGCAUCAGCUGAGAAGAGGACCCAAAAAGAAAUUGGAGAUAUUGCUGGUGUUGCUGAUGUUACAAUCAGACAGUCCUACAGGCUAAUCUAUCCUCGAGCCCCAGAUCUGUUUCCUACAGACUUCAAAUUUGACACCCCUGUGGACAAACUACCACAGCUGUAAACUGAGGCAGCUAAUGUCAAACUC
Messenger RNA from Neogale vison (American mink), 999 nucleotides. Its product is annotated as transcription initiation factor IIB-like. Gene Ontology annotation, molecular function: RNA polymerase II general transcription initiation factor activity; TBP-class protein binding. Bases 25 to 975 code for a protein of 316 amino acids. Lineage: Eukaryota; Metazoa; Chordata; Mammalia; Carnivora; Mustelidae. The record is from RefSeq and is a predicted model, not a curated record. Gene Ontology annotation, biological process: transcription initiation at RNA polymerase II promoter; transcription preinitiation complex assembly. Gene Ontology annotation, cellular component: transcription preinitiation complex; nucleus. The transcript has a single exon.